AGCGAUUAAAUGCCGUCUACAAAAGAGCAAGAAAAACAAGAGACCAACUUUAAGCAACAAGAAGAUACCGUUACUGAAGAACCCGAAGAUCAGGACAGAUCGUCUUCCCCUUCUCCUCAGAAGAAGUCCUCCAAAGAUAAAAAGAAGCCAGGAAAAAGGAAAAAGAGAUCUUCAAAGAAAGAUGACGCACUUGGCUUGGUAAAAGGUGAUGAUACCUUAGGAUCUGUAACAGAUACGGUCGAUGGUGUAUUAGGUGGCGGGCAACAACAGAGUGGAAAAAAGGACUCUGACCACCCGUUGAGCUUACGUUUAGACCUUAAUCUAGACGUAGAGAUUACUUUAAAAGCUCGAGUUCAUGGCGAUGUUACGCUGGCUUUACUUGCUUAA
This is a messenger RNA of Rhizopus microsporus ATCC 52813, 387 nucleotides long. RefSeq lists its product as uncharacterized. The transcript has a single exon. NCBI's taxonomy places the organism in Eukaryota, Fungi, Mucoromycota, Mucoromycetes, Mucorales, Rhizopodaceae. The record is from RefSeq and is a predicted model, not a curated record. The coding region runs from base 10 to 387 and encodes 125 amino acids.